CCCAAUAAAGACAAACUUUUGAACGGUUAAGUUUAUUAGCACUGUUCCCAAAAAAGAAAAACGGAGUUAGAGCAACAAUUUCAUUUGUUUUCAAUAAAUUUUUUGUUUUUGGACUUGGAUAAACUGAAAAAUUAUUAAACGGAGAAGUUGAAAUAAAAAGAGAAUUACCACUAAAAUUAAGAUUUAUUUUUACAAAGUUUUCAAAACACAAAAUCAUAUGAAAAUAGUGAAGAAGAACUAAUUCACGAGCAAAGAAAAAAGUUAGGCAACGCAAAACUGAAAAAUCGAUUAUAAGGGGGCAGAUAAGAGGAACUCAUUCGUAUAUUAGCGAAAACUCGGUUGGAGGAGACCAGAGUCGUGUUUCGUGCAUCAUUUAAUAUAAUAACAGGCAGGCUUCGGCGGAAAAGCAAAAAAAAAGUAGCAAUAUAGAGAAUAAAUAAAAUUAGAAAAAAAUGGCUGACGUUGAAUCAAGUGCUGUUGUCCAACAACCGUCUUCGGCCGCCAAUAGCAUGAGCUUAAAUUCUAUCCCACUAUUGGCGUCCGGGGAGCUACUCGGCGAAAACAGCAGUGCCCAAGUAAGUCUCCAACAACAACAAUCACAACCCGUUGUUGGCACAGUUGGUGGAGGUAAUGGAGGCAGCGCAGGCACAUCCUCGAGUUCAGUCACCAAUUCGGGAUCUAUGGUAAUAGAUAGUGCAGCUAGUGAAAAUACAAGUUUGGUUAAUAGUGGAGUGAUUGGUAGUGGUGUAGUGGGUGGUAGUAAUUCGGCGAGUAUUGGUGGGGGUAAAAUGGACACCGGGGAGCCACCAGCUAAGAAGCAAAUGCUCGAUCAUCCGAGUACAUCUGCGGGGAGUGGUAAUAGUUCAUCGCAACACGAAAAGCUCGAGUUCCGUCUGGGAGGGAUUUUAUGUUGUGCUGUUUGCUUGGAUUUGCCGAAGACAGCCAUGUAUCAGUGUCAAAUGGGCCAUUUAAUGUGUGCCGCUUGUUUUACACAUUUACUCGCAGACGGACGUUUACGUGAUCAAAUUGCAACUUGUCCAAAUUGCCGCGUUGAAAUUUCAAAGAGCACUGCAUCACGUAAUUUAGCUGUGGAGAAAGCCGCAUCCGAGUUGCCCAGCGAAUGCCAAUACUGCAAUAAAGAGUUUCCUUAUAAGUCGCUAGAUCGGCAUGAACAAUACGAAUGCCAAGAACGGCCUACAAACUGCAAAUAUUCACGAAUUGGCUGCCAAUGGCGUGGACCGAACCAUGAAACAAAUGAGCAUGAACGCAACUGCUUGCAUCCCACAAAAUCUGGUUAUGAGGUAAUGGCUGCACUGGAAGCCCAUGAUGCCAAUAUUAAAGAGGAAAAGAAAGUGUUCAAUACAUUAAUAGAUUUAUUGAGUUAUGAAAAGAUUAUAUUUAACGAUCUCCAAAUGAAGCCCUAUCGUACCGAUGAAUAUGUACACAAAUUGUUCUAUGAGACAGCCAGAUUUACGGCAUUCAGUCAGCAGUGGGUGGUAAAGUCACGGAUUAACAAUAGUCAACGUGAUCCGCACCAAUCCAAUGAACGUACUAUAACUUAUCAGCUAAUUUUGAAAACAAAAACGAGCACACCCAUGAGCAUUCACUUCUUUGCUUUGAAAGGGCCCUUCUCAGACAUGAAGGUAGCUACACAAAUCUACAAACACGAAUUUACAGACCAAAGCAGCGAAAGUGAUUACUAUGUACUGCCUCUGCCGGAUAGCUCCGAGUGCAAUAGGCUCUUAUCGAACAAAGGAAUAAAUUUCCGCCUGUUGAUGUUUUUGCUUAAUAAAUAAACAAAUGUUCACUGACUUAUUUAUAUUCGCAAGAAAAUGAUAUAUAUAUAUAUAUAUAUAUACAUAUUUCAAAUCAAAAUUAUUUUGUAGUUUAAGCCAUAUUUUACGUAUACAUACAUAUAUAAGUCGUUUAUAAUGCUUAAAGUUAAAUUCACUAUGUACGUAUUGAUGUGAAGAGGGUAGGAUAAAUUGGCGGCGUUCUUUUCAAUUGACGUUAACCCGUUAGGCGUUGAUUUUUAUACUUCAUACACACGUAUUUUGAGUAUAUUUAUAGUGACAAAUUGCGCACUAAAUUUAUACAUAUUUUAAGUGAAAGUAAGGCUUUCAGCCAACAUUCAUAGAGUCAAAAAUAUAUACAGUUGUGUUCACGAUUUUAGCAAUCCAUGCGAAGACAACAUUCUGUAUAGUUUUCUGAUUACUUACAUUUUUAUAUAAUUAUAGUUUUCCAAGUGGUUUACUAAGUAGGGACUAUGUACCACUAUAAUAGGUAUCUCAUAUAUUCUUGCUUUCGUCAUAAAACUGAUUUACAUGCAAGCAGCACCAGUACCCUUCUUAGUGAAUAAAUUUCCAAGAAAAAUGUUAGAUAUCAUUUGGUAUGCUAAGAAGGAAAUCUAUAGAGAGAAUGUUGUCAUCUAACAGAGUGCUGAAUUCGUGACAACCUCUAUAUAAGUAAAAAAAAUGCUCAUAUAGGAACAAAUGGGCAAAAAAUUGGUAAAAAAAUAUAAAUUAUGCCACCAAAUCCGGCUAAAAACAUCCAAAUUACAAAACUAUAAUUUUUAUUUAGCGUCAACUCAUCAAUAAUACGCUGCCAUGAAUAAAUAUGACUUAACAAGCAACGUGAAAUGGUAAUUGAGUUCUGAAGUUUUAAUUUCGUUAAAAAGAUCUUACAUAUUUUAAAAGUUUUUCAAAACACAAAAAAUUUAAUAUAAUAUACUAUACUAUAAUUUUGUGAAAAAUAAAUUCAUAUUUAUGGAAGCUUAGGUUAUACAAUUACAACAUAGACAUAUACACAAUCCAAUAUUUGGUUCAAUUAUCAAAAUAAUUGAGGGUAGAAUUUCAUGUGUAAGGAUCUCAAUCAUUGCAAUAAAACAGAAACAAAUAAUAACAUCAGCGAAUAGGAAAUAACAAAAAAAAUAAUAUAAUUGCAAAUAUUUAAUCUUCUACUAAAAUUAAUACCUAACACAAUAAUAUCGAUGUACCAAAUAAACAUUCUUUCAUAUAUACAUACAUUACAUACAUUGUCAUAGUAGUGAAUACAGAUAUUCAAUUUCGUUUCGGAUAACACAUUCAUAAUAAAAACAUAGACCAAUGUACUGUAGAUUGUACACUGCAGCGCUUAUAUGUAUUAAUAUUAAUAAAUAAAUGUAUUACAUACAAAUUUACUUUGUAAUGCUUCUAUUAAAACAAUAAGAAUACCCGUGUCGAAAUGUCACGUCACUGUAAGAGCCAACACCACUUGAUAAGUUGUAUAAUGACAAAUGGCAAGUUGCCUACUAUUAAAAUAUUAGUAGUCAUAUACAAUUUUUGUUCCAACACUUAAACACAAUAAAUAACUGAGCAAUAGUCAAAUUUUUGAUGCGGCUCUAAUAAAUUCAGUUUGAUAACCUGACUGUAGUUUGUGGUCACUUAAUUUAGUUUGCGUACUUUAGUUCAAAAACGCUUUGUUUACAUUGUGAAGACAAGUUUUUCAAUGCGAAUUCUGCUAAAAAGCGAUUGGGCGUUAUAUCCUGCAAUUUUGGAUAUUCAAAUUUAGUUUAAUUAGCAAACAGAUAUAAUCUUGUAGGAAAAAGUGGCCCGAGCUAAACAUUAAGUUAUGUCCGCAGCAUAAUUUUUGGCUGUAUAUGCUUUGUAUUUAUAUUUAUUUAUUUUUUUUUAAUUUACAUAAAAACAUAUAGUAUGUAAUACUAUUUCAUAAAUGUUUAUAUUCCCAGUGGAAAUGAGGUCGUGCAUUGCAAUAUAUGGAUGGGAUUUUUUCAAAGCGUUGGAUCUCUUCGAAAAUGCAUUCAGAUUUGCAGUGUGCGCACAACUGGCAAAGCUGCAGAUUUGAUGUGUGAUGCAGUAAGAAAAAAGGCAUAUGCAAAAUUAAAGAGAAAACGCUUUAUUUAAAAAUAUACAAACAAAGAAAAUUUUCUAAAAAUAAACAAUUUUUUGGAACAGUAAAAUCAUAUCCCAAUAAUAAAUAGUGUGUACGCCGCAAUAAAUAAUUACAGAAAUAUUACGGUUGGUCGUUGAUAUUGGACCGAUUAGCUGCAAAAAUUUUGCAGACGUUAAACUUAAUUUUCCACUAAAAACAAGAAAUAAGCAAUAUUAAACUUCACAGUAGUAUUAUGUCUAAUCCGCAGUGAGACAUUUUAUACUGCGCUUGAAAAACUAGUGAUGAGUAUCAGAUUGUCAAUAUUUUACUGACAGAAUACGCGACAUUGUUGCAGAAAUUUUGUGACAGAACGAUACCAUCUCAUCAAAAUAGCACUGCUGCAAUUAUUACAGUAUGGAUGUGUAAUACUUUGUUAUCAUUUUAUAAUGAAGUUCAUUAAAUGAACCGAUCAAUUGUAAGUUUUGACAUAUAUUUUUACGAAAUACUAUACGAGUAUGCAGCUUUUAACGAAAGUUUCUAUUGCAGGCUUUAAAAAGCCUUUUAGACCCAUUUUACGUUUUUUUGUAAUUUUAUAUAUCAAUAACAGGUUUAAAAACCCUCUGUGCAAAAUUUCAAUAAAUUUUCAUAUAUCUUCUGCUCAAAUAUGAACGAGACGGUAUCAAUAAAACGGUCCGCGGAUGACAUAUGGCAAAAAUAAAUUUUUUGUUUUUUGGUAGGACUGUUAUAAGCUUACAUGGCAAAUUUCAGCGUGAUAUGUUACAUAGUUUGUUUUCUGUGCUACUGUAAACAAGUCUAGCUCGAGUGUGUUCUUCGAAUUUAACGAUGGAAAUUCAAAGAAUUUGUUUGAAAUUUUGUUAUUCCAACAAAAUUUCGGCUUCAGACGCCUUACAAAUGUUGCAGACAACCUAUGGGGACUCUGCUCUAUCGCGUUCACGUGUUUUCCAGUGGUACAAAUCGUUCAAAGAGGGUCGUACAUCGGUUGAAAACUUGCCUCAUGAACGUCGUCCAGCAACAUCAGUAAACGACGAAAACAUCGGAAAAGUAAAGGAAAUUAUGCUUGAAAAUCGCAAAAUCGGUUAACGCUGAAUAUUAUUUAGACGUUUUAAAGCGUUUGCGCGAGAACAUUCGUCUUAAAAGGAAGGAAUUGUGGGACAACAAGUCAUGGUUCUUGCAUCACGAUAAUGCACCAGCUCACACAUCACGUCUUGUUCGCGAUUAUUUGAACAAAAAUAAUAUUAAUAUCGUUCCGCAAGCACCGUAUUCGCCUGAUAUGGCUCCAUGUGACUUUUUCCUGUUUCCCAAGCUCAAGUUGCCGCUCCGUGGAAAACAUUUUGAGACAAUUGAAGUCAUAAAAGAGAAUUCGAAGAACACACUCGAGCUUGACUUGUUUACAGUAGCGCAGAAAACAAACUAUGUGACAUAUCACGCUGAAAUUUGCCAUGUAAGCUUAUAACAGUCCUACCAAAAAACAAAAAAUUUAUUAUUGUCAUAUGUCAUCCGCGGACCGUUUUAUUGAUACCGUCUCGUUCAUAUUUGAGCAGAAGGUAUUUGUUUAUUAUUUUCAAUUCCUCUACAAUUUUACUCCAUAAUACAAUCUUUCUUCCGUCCGGCAGGGAACUCUUUCUCCACAUUGAGUCUCACUCUAAUGAGAACCUUCACCUAAUUCGUAGAUAGGGUUUCAUUAAAAAACCUUAUAAUAUA
Anastrepha obliqua is the source of this 5592-nucleotide messenger RNA. RefSeq names its product zinc finger TRAF-type-containing protein 1 homolog. Bases 453 to 1796 code for a protein of 447 amino acids. The record is from RefSeq and is a predicted model, not a curated record. Gene Ontology annotation, cellular component: nucleus. Lineage: Eukaryota; Metazoa; Arthropoda; Insecta; Diptera; Tephritidae. The transcript is spliced from 9 exons.